GCUUGGGCUUGAAACAAAUCGUUUAUCGAAAAUUCCUACAGAAAUUUGUAACCUACCAUAUUUAAGAUAUUUAAAUAUUUCUAACAAUGAGUUCAGAAAAUUUCCUGAAGCGCUAUGUUUACUUCCAAGAUUGGAAAUAUUAGAUAUUAGCAAGAAUAAAAUUAAGAAAUUACCAAAGGAUUUUGGAAAAUUGAUGUCAUUGAAGAAGCUUCCUACUUAUAUCGCAGAUAUGAAGGAACUACAAUAUUUAAAUAUAGAUAAUAACCCAAUUCAAUUUCCUCCAAAAACCAUUCAUAUUAUGCCAAAAGGAGAAGAUAAAGAAAUAAUGGAACCUUGGCUAACCAAAUUAAAGGAAUACUUAAAGCAGCAUGCAGGCAAGCUUAGUAGUGAAGAUGAAAGUGAGAGAGAUAUAAUAACACGUAGCAAAUCAUUAAAGAAAGCUACUUCAAUUGACACGUACUUUCAUUCAACUCAUAAUUCUCAAAAUUUAAUAACCAAAACUGAAAGUGAACAGGUAUUAUUAAAACUUGAAAAGAAACGACUAAAUUCUAAGUUAAGUUUGGAUUUUCCGAUAACACGUCGUGAAAGGAGUUACAGUGGUGAUUUUGAUUCUGUAUCUAAGAGCCUUCGGAGUACAUUUGUUCGGACUCAUUCGAAAAGUUAUUCACACGAUUCAAUAAGUUCACAUGGCAGCCAAAAUGAGAUUUUAGAAGAGCAUAGCAGUGAUGUUUACUUUCAAAAACUUAGAACACUUCCCCUAACCGAUCAUCUCCCAAUGAGUGGUUUAUCAUUAAGAGAGGCUAGUCGAAAUAUUUUAUACGCGUUGUCUCAAGUACAUAAAGCAAUGUGUCAAUUCAUCUCUUUUACCGGCAAUGAAAGAAUAUUUUUUGCAGAACUUAAUAAAACUAACGCAUCAAUAAGUCAAUUGAGCAUGGCGCUACAAAAAUUUGAUAUAUUUUCACAAAAAGCUGCACCUGAUGCUAAUCAUUUCAUUAAAUUGCUCGGAUCAUGUCAAGAAAAUAUAACGAAUUUUAAAAUUCUUUUAGAUUUAUUUAACAAGCGUAUCAAAACUUUAACACAAUCAUCAGAUAACUUGCGAUAUUCACGUACACUUUUAUUAAUAUUUCAUGGUGCCAUAGUAGAUAUUAAGUUUGCAUGGGAAAAUAUAUUACCUCUUUUAACUAAUAACACGCCUUUUACAGGAAUACCUACACCCAUGCGUUCAAAAUCCAUAUCACGGUCAAAUAGUAUUAGUAGUAUUAAUGGUUCCUCUUUAUAUACAAAUGGAAACAAUAUUUCAUCUACCACUGGAAUAUCUUCAACUAAUAAUUCACAUAUUGAUGUUACAUUUCCAGCCUCAAUAUUUGAAAAAAUACUUACAAAAGUCGGCGCAGCUGUCAAAUGGGUUGAAAGUGUUGGAAAACUUUUAGCCGAGCACCUGGAGAAUGCACUUG
Scutellospora calospora is the source of this 1454-nucleotide messenger RNA. The record is from the annotation of a GenBank genome assembly. Lineage: Eukaryota; Fungi; Glomeromycota; Glomeromycetes; Diversisporales; Gigasporaceae.